Boleophthalmus pectinirostris (great blue-spotted mudskipper) is the source of this 849-nucleotide messenger RNA. Its product is annotated as serine/threonine-protein kinase pim-2-like. Gene Ontology annotation, cellular component: cytoplasm. Gene Ontology annotation, molecular function: ATP binding; protein serine/threonine kinase activity. The coding region runs from base 1 to 849 and encodes 282 amino acids. Gene Ontology annotation, biological process: regulation of mitotic cell cycle; negative regulation of apoptotic process; protein autophosphorylation. The record is from RefSeq and is a predicted model, not a curated record. The transcript is spliced from 6 exons. Lineage: Eukaryota; Metazoa; Chordata; Actinopteri; Gobiiformes; Gobiidae.
AUGAACUCAGUGAGUGACUUUGCGCUGACAUACGAGGAGCAUGAGCAGCUCGGAGAGGGAGGAUUUGGGUCGGUGUUUGCCGGCGUCCGGAUCUCAGACCAACAGUCGGUGGCCAUUAAACACAUUAAGAGGGACAACGUGGAAUUUUCUCUGGUGAGCAUUGAAAAUGAAGUGUUGACCGUCCCCUCUGAGGCCGUCCUGAUGAACAAAGCUGCUCCAGAUCGGCACUCGGUCGGACUGAACCCCUCGGUGACUCUGCUCGACUGGUACCUCCAGGAUGAAGGCCAGGAGGUGGUUCUGGUGAUGGAGAGACCCACCCCAUCCCAAGACCUGUUUGACUACCAUCAGGAGAAUGGCCCCCUGACAGAAGCUCACGCAAAGGAGCUGAUCCGUCAGGUGGUGAACGCGCUGCUGGACCUUGACUCAAAACAGAUUUUCCAUAGAGACGUUAAUAUGAAAAAUCUCCUGGUUCAGGCGACAGAGUCUGGCCCAAGGAUCAGGGUCAUAGACUUUGGCUGUGGCUGCGGCGCCCAAUCAGAGCCCUUCUACAGUUUCAAAGGAACACCAGAAUAUGCACCUCCUGAGGCCUAUGGGACUGAAGGAUACCGCGCUGCUCCUACCUCAGUGUGGCAGACGGGGGCGCUACUUCACGAACUGCUGCGCUCUAAGAGUGACAAAGGGUUCACCACAAAAGAUUUCAUGAAGGGUUUUCCAUACAUUUCCUUCUUGAGUCUGAGUGGUGUGUCCCAAGAGUGCAGUGACUUCUUGCGGGCCUGUCUGGCACUGGACCCAAACCAGAGGAUCCCUUUGGACCAGCUGAGCCACCAUCCCUGGUUGAGCCUGGUCUAA